AUGGCGCCCUCGUGUGGCUCUAUCAGGCGCGUGCAGAUAGUGCCCCCCCUGCUGGUGACUCGGCAGGACACUGGGCCAUGGAGACGCUGCUUCCACAACUUUCCUGUUGUCCGUGACACGCUGCGUAUUUUUAGAUGUUGUUGUCAUCGUUCCGUAACAGCCACAGAGGCGUUCGCUAUAAAGGACUCCAACAAGAUGCAGUUGUACAACAGUGUGCUGACACACUACCCUAAGGCCACCCGGAAAGUCACAAUAACUUUAAGGACAGCGCCCGAGCGUCAGACCGAGAACUCUUCCUCUGAACUCGGCUCCAGUGGAUUCAGCUUCCAAGCGCCUUCAACUUCUACGACCAACAGGGCGCAACAAGAGGGUGCGUCUUCCGCCAACAUGCCUGCUGCCUUUUCGUGCUACGAAGCCUCAUCCAUGAGGCCUCUGUACUUCACUUCCACUGCUGAGAUCCUCAUACGCAGAGCGGAUGGGCUGGAGAGGCCUGUGUCGGUUCAUAUUGUGCGGGACUCUAAAUCAAAGUCCCCGUGUCCUAGUCCUGUUGAGCAUAAUGGCAGCUCACACUACAGACACUCGGACGUGUUUGAGGACAUCAUGGAUCACCUGCGCCACGGGUUGGAGUCAGAGCAGCUUCCACCUGAGAGCUCGGACCUCACAAGUGUGUGUCUGCCCUCAACAGAAGAACAGGAGAGGAGCAGUCCCCCUCACGGUGACAUGGAGGCCCCCAGCAGGAUCAAUGGGUGGUCUUCUACACAUGAGGAGGAGAUGACCAGAGGAGCAGAAGAACCAGAGCAUGUCCGAACACAGGAGGACCCCCCCUCACAGAAAGGGGACAUCAACACCAAAGUCCAGAGAUACCUGGCAGAGGUGGAGAGACAGAACAAGUACCUGGAGGAACGCAACAAGUUCAGGUACCACAUCAUCCCGGAUGGAAACUGCCUGUACAGAGCAGUGUGUAAGGCUGUGUUUGGAGAGCAGGCCCGGCACAGUGAGCUCAGGGAGCAGACCAUGCACCACAUCGCAGACCACCUGGAUCAGUUUAACCCCAUAAUCGAGGGGGAUGUAUGUGAGUUUCUCCUGAGCGCAGCGCAGGACGGUGCCUGGGCUGGAUACCCAGAGCUCCUGGCCAUGAGUCAAAUGCUGAAUGUAAAUGUGCAGCUGACCACUGGAGGCAGCUUAGAGAGCCCCACUGUGUCCACCAUGCAGCACUAUCUGGGAGAGGAGGAUGUAAGCUCACCCGAGAUCUGGCUGAGCUGGCUGAGUAAUGGUCAUUAUGAUGCUCUCCUGGACACGUGUGCACCAAACCCAGAGUAUGAAGAGUGGUGCCGUCACUCACAGAUGCAGAGGAAGAGAGACGAGGAGCUGGCCAAGUCAAUGGCUGUGUCUCUGUCCAAAAUGUACAUUGAACAGAAUGGGGAGAGUGGCAACUGUGCUGAGGGCAGAGGGCAUGUGACGCGCAGGCUCGCCGCAGUAUGGCUCGGGUCUGCGGCUGGAGGAGCACCGGAGACAGACGGAGGGUCAGUGACGGCAUCACACGCUCCACAUGCGCCUCCAGCACAGCGACACACGCGCGUCUGUUGGUGUUUGUGA
Molecule: messenger RNA, 1596 nt
Organism: Knipowitschia caucasica
Lineage: Eukaryota; Metazoa; Chordata; Actinopteri; Gobiiformes; Gobiidae
Source: the annotation of a GenBank genome assembly